CGGUAAUGAUCUCAGCAGAUGUUUAUUGCGUUUAUCUCUUCUAUUGUUGUUCCUUUGUCUGCUGUUUUAUAACGGCGUUGCUGCUGAAAUAGUUAUUUUUGUCACUUGACAAGCAGAUAGCAUCUCAGACUCAUUGAGACUAGAAGAAGGCAAGCUUCGGAGUUUUGAAGAAGAGUCGAGUCACUGGUCCAAUUUGCUUCUUAGAGUCCAUCAGGAGACAAGCCAACAGUGAAAAUGGGGGCAUCUGCAAGCAGCAAUCCUUUAUUCGAGAAUACAUAUGGCCGUGCUGUUGCUAUAGAAAUUAGCAAUUACAGUUUGAAAUAUGACUUAUGUAAUCCAAGUUACUUUACCACCAGUGGGUAUUGCUGUAACCCUCCUCCUCCCACAAUAAACAGAGAAGAUGGCAAAGGUGUAUGUGUAUUCACAAAGACAGACGGCAUUCCCUGUGGGUGUGUUGGCGUCUUGACUUAUCAGGCUGGUGACUGCAGUUUCGCAAUAAUGUUCUCAAAUCCAUUCAGUCACGUCAUAUUCGGCAUCUGCUAUGGAUUGGAGAUAUUCAACAGACAUCGGAAAGCAGAUGAAAGCUUGUUUAAAGAAAUGUGCCAUAGCACUGCAUAUAGUGAGAAAAGAAAUGAAGUUGGUUAUUCUAGCAACCAUUUGGAAUUUUCUUAUUGUGGUAUUCAGGUCAAAGCAACAAUGUCUUACUCAUAUAAGUGUAUAAUGAAGGUAGAAAUCCGUGAUGUGUCUGAGUAAAAAUGCAUCAACUUUGUCAUUUCAUUUUUUUUCAUUAUCUGUGUUUUGUUUUCUUGCUUUGUUUAUUUUGGGGGGUUCAGUAAAAAGGAGCUUUUAAAAGGAAUAGGGAGAGUAGGGUAGUAGGGGAGUAUGAGGUGAAUCAGAGUCCAGGCACUUGGAGCUCUACCCCCAUCUGUCCCCCCAACUUUAUGUAGAGAAGAAAAAGAAACUCUUCAAACUUGAAGAGCAAAAAAGAUAAACAAAUGUUUUUCCCCAUCUCUUCUGUCUUUAUAAACAAGCAGCUGCUACAGUUUUUGCCUGCUACACAUGCAGUACUAAUGCUUCAGAGCAAAUGCAAUACUGGCCUUCAGAUACUAGUAAUGCACUGAAGACCGUUCAGCUUCCACCGAUUGCAACCUCUAACACCUGUCUGCUAGCAACGCUUCUGAGUGAAUAUUGUGAAUGGUAUAUCAGACGCUACCUAGUUCACAUAGUGACAGGGCAGGGCGGGGCAGGAAAGGAGAAACUAAAAAAGGAAUGGGUGAGGAUAUGGUCAUUUUAUUAGAUAGUAUGAAGUUCAGUUUCGAUUCUACAUAUUUUUGACUUAAGGUAACUUGGAUGUGGAUUUCUUUUAAGGGAUUAUUGAUAGGAGAUUGGAGUUUGUUGUUUCUAUAAGAUGAUUGUGUUCUGCAGUACAGUGGAUGAUAAUUCUACAGAUUUCUUUUGUAUUAUGCAUGCAUGUAAAUGCUAAUAAAAAGUCUGUUAAAAAUCA
Molecule: messenger RNA, 1504 nt
Organism: Protopterus annectens (West African lungfish)
Lineage: Eukaryota; Metazoa; Chordata; Ceratodontiformes; Protopteridae
Product: DELTA-stichotoxin-Hcr4a-like
Exons: 4
Coding region: 235-753 (172 amino acids)
Biological process (GO): pore complex assembly; monoatomic cation transport; cytolysis in another organism
Cellular component (GO): pore complex
Molecular function (GO): channel activity
Source: RefSeq, a predicted model, not a curated record